Messenger RNA from Styela clava, 1126 nucleotides. RefSeq lists its product as uncharacterized. The record is from RefSeq and is a predicted model, not a curated record. NCBI's taxonomy places the organism in Eukaryota, Metazoa, Chordata, Ascidiacea, Stolidobranchia, Styelidae.
UAUCGAUACCAUUAUUUAACAAAAUAUGAGAGUCAUACUUUUUGCGCUCACUUCAUUAUUAAUGUUUUUUGGAGCAGAAGCUACGGGAUCAUGUGAAGAUGCCGGUGAUGGAAUCGAAGUUGGUGAAAGUUGCAGCGAAGAUGAUGAACAUUGCGGGGAAUUCAUCAUUGAAUUGUCGGACCUUGAGGAUGGAUUCAAAAAUAAGCCUGAGAUAUUGGAAUUUAUCGGGAAGCAUCUACCAGAACAUAAUGGCGGAGUGGCUACAGUGUCUACGGCAGUAACCCCUAUCGGAGGAUUCACUGAGAAUAAUGAAGACGGCGCCUUCACAGAACCUAUGACCACCGAAAAGUCGGAAUGCGUAAUAGAUAUAUCACCUCCCACUGGAAAUUCUUCUACUGGACUUCGGUUUCCUAAACCAAAACAAUGCGGGAAUUGCGAUGUAAACAUGUUUAAAACGCACAUUCACAAUGACUACGAUCACAAAAAUCACAUAAUAGAAGAAUAUACCUACGGAAUUGUAAUCCAAAUGAAUAUAUUAGAAAUCGAAAACGUUACUGUAUACUGUGCUGGUGAAUUGUCGUUUGGAGACGAUAAACCUUAUAUUGUGAUACAACGUCGGGUUGACAAUACCGUGAAUUUCGACAGAAGUUUGGAUGAAUAUGUAGCUGGAUUCGGCGAUAUGGUAGAAGGAAAUUUCUGGCUAGGUCUUGAAACCAUCCAUGAUCUGACGUAUUUUGGAAAAUACCGGACUCUCGAGAUUGUUUUGAUCGACAAAGACAGAUCUACGGAUGAUGACAUUAUUAAGAUUAAAUUUAUGAACGCGACUGUGGGAAGCAAUUCUAGUUCAUACCGAUUCAAUAGUGGUUCAGUCAAACCCGAAUCUGAGUCCGAAUCCGAACUGGCAGAGUAUUUCAGUAACAUGAAGAAUAUGUCUUUCAGUGUUAGAAAUGUCACAGUAAAUGGUUGUCCUGAGAGCUCUGGCUGGUGGUUCAACAUGGAUGGAAAAAAUAAAACCAAAGUCAGUAGCUUGAAUGGGCCUUACAAUGGAUAUUCCGGAUUAAAAGUAAAGACAGAUAGUGAAAAUUGGAAUUUCGAAAAAAUAGAAAUGAGACUCUAUCUACAGUGA